AUGUCAUUUGAAACUCCUACUAACUUCUUCCAUAUUCUUGGAGACAAGUAUAAUGAGGCUGUUUCCAACAGCAAAAUCUUUUUCAACGGAUCGUCAGCUACAAAUGAGGUCGUCCAUCAAUUAUUGGGAGAUUCGACAGUGGAUUUCCAGUAUACCCUUCUUCACUCUUUGCAGCAUAGGCCCGAAACGGGCUCAAUUGAAAAAAAUCCGUUUGCUAAACCAGAGCCAGAAUUGACAGUUUUGGAUUCUUACGGACCCAACGAAGAAUUUAAAAUUGUUCUUAACAAGUUCCCCGUUGUUGCCCAACACUUUAUGAUAGUUACCAAGGAGUUCAAAUCUCAGGAUUCCCCCUUAUCCCCAAGUGAGCUUCAAGGGACAUAUAUCAUUCUUCAAUCGUUAAAAGCUAGCGAUAAACAGAAUGAUUGGUUUGCUUUCUACAACUGCGGUCCUCAGAGCGGAGCUUCACAGCCACAUAAACAUAUUCAAUUCAUGUCGUUGCCAAAUAAAGAAGAUUUUGUGCCUUUUGCAGAACAAUUGAUCAUGAGAUCUGCUGCAUUUCUUCCAAAUUCACAGCAGGAACCAUUGCAGAAUGCAGACAUUCCCUUUGCACACUUUGUCGCAAGACUCCCGGAACAGCACCAAUUACAGGAGGGCGAACUUGCCCUUUACUUUGCCUCACUUUUACAAAGAGCACUCACAGUUUCACGACGCAACGAAGCCGAACAUAUUUCUUACAAUUUCAUCUGUACAACGAAGUAUAUGAUGAUUGUUCCCAGGUCAAAUGGGAAAUAUAAGAACUCUUUGGGCAUUAAUUCCUGUGGCGUUCUUGGAUUAUUCUUAUGCAAGAAUGAAGAAAUCUUGGAUCUUGUUAAAAAAGAUGGCCCGGAAACUAUUUUGCAGCAUUGUGGAUUUCCAAACACAGCUGGUCAAGGUUCAGAUGAAUAUCACUACUAG
Messenger RNA from Scheffersomyces stipitis CBS 6054, 954 nucleotides. It is a transcript of the gene APA2, whose product is annotated as bifunctional AP-4-A phosphorylase/ADP sulfurylase. The record is from RefSeq and is a predicted model, not a curated record. The transcript has a single exon. Gene Ontology annotation, molecular function: ATP binding; ATP:ADP adenylyltransferase activity. Bases 1 to 954 code for a protein of 317 amino acids. Gene Ontology annotation, biological process: nucleotide metabolic process. NCBI's taxonomy places the organism in Eukaryota, Fungi, Ascomycota, Pichiomycetes, Serinales, Debaryomycetaceae.